CGAAUAACUUGUCCGCCCUCUUUAACAUUUGAAUUCCUAAAAGACCGUUUUUUUCCUCAUUAUUUUCUUCCAACAAAAACACACCCACUUCUCUCUUUCUCUCUCUAGAAUUUCUCUCACUAAAUUUCAUCACUUCAUUUCCAGAUCUUCAAAUUCGUUUCUGAAUUUGUUUUGUUUUUUUUAUCGUGUUUGGGAUCGAUCUGCAAAUGUGUUUUGUUCUCAUUAUUCCAUUGGUUUGGUUGAAUAUUUUGAAGUUGUGUUCGGUAGGAGAGCCCACAUCUUAGGGUGGCAUAUAAUGAAUUGGGGAAGACAUUCUGGAGAAAAUUAUCGACCUUUGGGUGUUGGGUUAUGCAGAUUUGUCUUUGUGUCAAACAACCAUGGAAAGUGAUAGAAUCAGCACUCCUUCAGAUGGCACUAGCAGUAGUUACCAAAGAGUUCGUCCUUUGCAUGGGAGAACUAGCGGUCCUACGAGACGUUCCACAAAGGGGCAGUGGACUCCUGAAGAAGAUGAUACUCUAUGCAAAGCUGUCCAACGUUUUAAGGGGAAAAACUGGAAAAAGAUAGCGGAAUGUUUUAAGGACCGGACUGAUGUACAAUGCUUGCACAGGUGGCAGAAGGUUCUUAAUCCUGAACUUGUCAAAGGUCCAUGGUCUAAAGAGGAGGAUGAAGUCAUAGGUGAAUUAGUUAAGAAAUAUGGCCCCAAAAAGUGGUCCACCAUUGCUCAACAUUUGCCAGGACGUAUUGGAAAACAAUGUAGGGAAAGGUGGCACAAUCAUCUAAAUCCUGGAAUAAACAAGGAAGCUUGGACUCAAGAGGAGGAGAUGACUCUCGUUCAUGCCCAUCAAAUUUAUGGGAACAAGUGGGCGGAGUUGACGAAAUUUUUACCCGGAAGGACAGAUAAUGCCAUUAAAAAUCACUGGAAUAGUUCUGUCAAAAAGAAAUUGGACACAUUUUUGACAUCAGCACCACUUGCUCAGUUCCCUGCUCUGCCUAUUGUCAACCAUCAGAAUCAAUCAAUCCGUUCUUCGAUAAAGUUGCAACAGAACAGUGAAGAUGAUAGUGUUCGUAAAGAAGGAACAGAAAUGGAGGAAGUUUCAGAAUGCAGUCAAGGUUCAAAUCUUGCUGGCUGUUCCCAAUCUACAAGUGAUAUGGGUAACACAUUUGCACAUACAAGAAAGGAGGGUAAAUUGCUGGAGGAUUCAAAUUACAGGAAGGACCCAAGCGCCAGUUCAGCACCGUGUUCUGAAUACUAUACCCCAGCCUUUGAAGAUAUUACUUUUUCAAUGGAAGAAGUGCCCAGUGAACUUGCCGAAUCCGAGCAUAACUUUUCACAUGACUGGGCAACAUCAAUGGGAAAAGAUUGGCAGUUUAAUCCAGAUGACAUACCUAAUGUUUCUCCUCUGGAGUUGAUGCAGGAUUCUUCAGGUCUCUUCAUGCAGUGUCUAACUGGUACUGAGAAUCAUGACAUGGUAUCCUUUCCACAGCAAAAUGGAAUGAAGUUCGAAACGACUAAUGAUGGAAGCAUGGUUGUCGGAUUACAUCAGCCGAAUGAAAUGUUUACUUCUGUGGAGGGUUUCAGGAUGGUAUACCCUGAGGCAGAAAUUCCUCACUGCUUCCCUUCGGAAACUGGUAUGAAUGGUGAAGAUGAAACUGCGGGUUCUUUGAUUUAUCAGAUCUCUGAGGGUGGAAAUAUGUCCAUAGAAAAUUGCAAUCCUCUCUGUUCAGAUGUUAUGGGAACUUCAUCCUGUCAACCAUGUUCUGUUCCUUCAGAGUUUUCUUCAGAGCAAAGCUCAUUCAUGUUUGGUAUUGCCUCAAAUCAGUUUCAUAAUCCUUUGCAUCCAGCUCAUGAGUCCCAGACAAGUAAAUGUGAUGGUUUUCCAUAUCCCAUUGAAUCUGAUAGUCCUUGUGACAACAUAAUGGAUGAUCCUCUCCUGAAAGACCAACUGGAUCAAACAAAAGAUUCUGUACAGCUAGUUUCUGUGAAUGAUUUUGGCUCAACUUCUUCAAAUACUAUUCAAACAUGUCCGAUGGUAAAUGGAAAUUCAGCUGUAAAAGAAGAGAAGAAGGAUGGGGGAGCCUUAUGCUAUGAGCCGCCUCGUUUUCCGAGCUUGGAUGUUCCAUUUUUCAGUUGUGAUCUUAUACAAUCUGGUACAGAUACACAGCAAGAGUUCAGUCCUCUUGGCAUACGUCAGUUGAUGAUGACUUCUGUGAACUGUCUUACUCCAUUUAGGCUGUGGGAUUCACCAAAAAGAGAUGGUAGUCCAGAUGCCGUCUUGAGAAGUGCUGCCAAAACUUUCACAAGUACACCUUCGAUAUUAAAGAAGCGACACCGUGAUUUGGUGUCACCUUUGUCAGAAAAGAGAUGUGGAAAGAAGCUUGAAAGUGAUCUCCGUCGAGAAUCAUUUUCUAAUCUGGCUAAGGAUUUUUCUCGACUAGAUGUUAUGCUUGACGACUCUGCAAAUGAAAAAGCAAUGUCUUCCCUAACUAAGGAUCAAACUGUGGAACUUCAAGCUUCAUCUGAAGAUAAAGAAAACAUAAAUCCAACUGAAGAUGGACGAAAGGAGGAGGGCAAGGGAUGCAAUGGACAUUCGAGCUGUGGAACUUCUGGGAGACAGUUAGAUGGAGGUGAAGUCCACUAUAAAGUUCAAGGAACAAGGGAGGGCAAAAGGAUUGGAGCCAAUGAUGCAAUUGGAAAGAUAAAACAGCCUUCUGGAGUUCUAGUUGAACUGAAUGCAAGUGAUCUGUUCUUUUCUCCUGAUCGUUUUGGAGCCAACUCUGACAGAGCUACAAAUCUAAGCAAUAAAGCUCUAGGAAAUCAGUAUGCUAGACGGCUCGAAGCUGCAUCAAACCAAGGUUCUGUUUCAUCUUCAUUUGAGACUUCAUGUUUCUCUGUUAUUUGCUCUCCUCGUAUACGUGGAAAGAAGGAUGGAAGUAGUUUUGUUAUCACUACAUCGAUGCAAUCUGCUCCCACAUCAACUGGCUUGGUGAACUCAGCUGAGACUUCAGGAAAUGGAGUUGGAGCUGAGACUGUAAGCAUAUCUGGAGAAACACCUUAUAAAAGGAGUAUUGAAUCUCCUUCAGCUUGGAAAUCUCCAUGGAUCUUCACCCCUUUCCUGUCAAGCCCGAGACUUGAUAAUGAACUUACUUUUGAGGAUCUUGCCCUGUUUAUGAGCCCAGGUGACAGAAGCUAUGAUGCUAUUGGAUUGAUGAAGCAAUUGAGUGAGCAGACUGCAGGAGCAUUUGCAGAUGCCCAGGAGGUCUUGGGAGGUGAUACUCCAGAGUCGAUUCUACGGGGGAGGAACUCCAAAAACCAGAAAGCAGAUGAAAAUCCUUCUCUUUUGUCAGCAAAUGCUAUGAGUGAGAGGCGUACGCUCGACUUCAGUGAAUGUGGAUCACCUGGAAAGGGAAAAGAAACUGAAAAAUGUUGCUCAAGCAACAACAGCUUUUCAAGUCCUUCUUCCUACCUCUUGAAAGGCUGCAGGUAGCAGCAGCAAGUCCUUUCAGGAUGGGUGGAAAUUCUUGCUGUAACAUAUAUAAGAUUUGAUAUACUUGUGUGUAUUUAUUUAUUUAUUAUUUUUGCCUUAUACAAAUACUUGUCCAAUUGUUUGUCAAAAGAUAUGGAUUAGAUAUUAUCAUUUCAUUAAACAUUAUUCUGCUUAA
Messenger RNA from Solanum tuberosum (potato), 3660 nucleotides. Its product is annotated as myb-related protein 3R-1. Gene Ontology annotation, biological process: regulation of DNA-templated transcription. The transcript is spliced from 12 exons. The record is from RefSeq and is a predicted model, not a curated record. Lineage: Eukaryota; Viridiplantae; Streptophyta; Magnoliopsida; Solanales; Solanaceae. Gene Ontology annotation, cellular component: nucleus. Gene Ontology annotation, molecular function: DNA-binding transcription factor activity, RNA polymerase II-specific; RNA polymerase II cis-regulatory region sequence-specific DNA binding. The coding region runs from base 378 to 3485 and encodes 1035 amino acids.